Molecule: messenger RNA, 2165 nt
Organism: Phodopus roborovskii (desert hamster)
Lineage: Eukaryota; Metazoa; Chordata; Mammalia; Rodentia; Cricetidae
Product: interferon-induced GTP-binding protein Mx2
Exons: 14
Coding region: 130-2004 (624 amino acids)
Biological process (GO): defense response to virus
Cellular component (GO): nucleus; membrane; cytoplasm
Molecular function (GO): GTP binding; GTPase activity; microtubule binding
Source: RefSeq, a predicted model, not a curated record
AAGUUUCAGUUCUCCCUAGGAAGGGGAGGAGCCAGCCAGCACUGUUUAAAAGGUUGGAGCUUAGCAGCUGUGCACUCUAUCACUUCACAGAGAGUCCCAGUGAGCGCCCAAAAGGAGAAGGAAAUAAAGAUGGUUCUUAGCACAGAAGAAAUCAGAAGCCCUACUUCAGUCACCUCACCCAGUGACCCAUUGCCCAAUGGAGAGACUGGCCUAGGAGAGAAAAACCAGGAUUCUGUGAACAACCUCUGCAGACAGUAUGAGGAGAAGGUGCGGCCCUGCAUUGACCUCAUCGACUCCCUGCGGGCCCUGGGUGUGGAGCAGGACCUGGCCCUACCCGCCAUCGCUGUCAUCGGGGACCAGAGCUCAGGGAAGAGCUCUGUGCUGGAAGCACUGUCAGGAGUGGCCCUCCCCAGAGGCAGUGGUAUUGUCACCAGAUGCCCUCUGGUGCUGAAAUUAAAGAGGCUGGAGCAGGGAGAGCAGUGGAGGGGCAAAGUCAACUACAAUGAAAUCGAACUGGAGCUCUCUGAUCCCUCAGAGGUGGAAGAUGCCAUCAACAAAGCCCAGAACUGCAUUGCUGGGAUAGGGCUAGGGAUCAGUGAUGAGCUCAUUAGCCUGGAUGUCAGCUCCCCGAAUGUCCCAGACCUGACCCUGAUUGACCUGCCUGGGAUCACCAGGGUGGCUGUAGGCAACCAACCUGCAGACAUUGGACACCAGAUCAAGAAACUCAUCAAGAAAUACAUCCAGAAACAGGAGACCAUCAACCUGGUGGUGGUCCCCAGUAAUGUGGACAUCGCCACCACGGAGGCACUGAGCAUGGCUCGGGAGGUGGACCCUGAAGGGGACAGGACCAUAGGGAUCUUGACCAAGCCUGAUCUGGUGGACAGAGGUACUGAAGACAAGGUUGUUGACGUGGUGCAGAACCUGGUGUACCACCUGAAGAAGGGCUACAUGGUAGUCAAGUGCAGAGGUCAACAGGACGUUCAGGAACAGCUGAGCCUGACUGAGGCUCUUGAGAAGGAGCAAGCCUUCUUCAAGGAGCACCCACACUUCAGCGUUCUUCUGGAGGAUGGGAAAGCCACAGUGCCCCUUCUGGCAGAGAGACUGACCACGGAGCUCAUCUCACACAUCUGUAAAUCUCUGCCUUUGUUAGAAAAUCAAAUAAAGAACUGUUAUCAGCAUGCCACCGAGGAGCUGCAGAAGUACGGCACAGACAUACCAGAAGAUGACAGUGAGAAAAUGUUCUUCCUGAUAGACAAAAUCAACACUUUUAACCAGGACAUCACUGCCAUAGUACAAGGGGAGGAGAAUGUCGGGGAGGGAGAAUGUCGCCUGUUCACCAAGAUCCGAAACAAGUUCUUCUUGUGGAGUAUGGAGAUUGCAGAUAAUUUCCAAAACGGUUAUGAUGCGUUAUAUAAAGAAGUCUGGAAAUUUGAAAAGCAGUAUCGAGGCCGAGAGCUGCCAGGGUUUGUGAACUACAAAACAUUUGAGAACAUCAUAAGACGCCAAAUCAAAGUCUUGGAAGAACCAGCUGUAGAAAUGCUGCACAAGGUCACUGAAAUGGUACGAGCUGCCUUUACCAGUGUUUCUGAAAAAAAUUUUGAAGAGUUUUUUAACCUUCACAGAACUACCAAGUCCAAACUUGAAGACCUCAGAUUAGAACAAGAAAAGGAAGCAGAGAAGAUGAUCCGACUUCACUUCCAGAUGGAGCAGAUCAUCUACUGCCAGGACCAAGUGUAUAGGGAAGCCUUGAAGAAGGUCAGAGAGAAGGAAGCUAAAGAAGAGGAGAACAGCUCAAAGUCAAGCUCCUUCACUUUGUCUAAGUCUGAAGAUUUACAGAAGUUAUCCAUGGAUGAGAUCUUUCAGCACCUGAAUGCCUACCACCAGGUGGACCCCCACCCUGAAAUCCAGCACUCCUGGGCUAAAUCCAGCAACAUGCCUGGGUUUGGCAGACAUACUGGCUUCACUACAUCUGUUAAAGAAGAACAGAGGGUUAUCCAGGCCUAGAUGGCCUCUGUGAGAAUCUUUCCUGGCUGCCCCAUGAAAUCCAGGUUCCCAUGAGUCCUGGACCUCUUGUUCCUGGCAGACCUGCUUCCUGACAAUCCCUCUGGACAUAAUCAAGUGCUGGUUCAAAAAUCUCAAAAAAUGAAUUUAAAAGUAUAUUAAGA